Molecule: messenger RNA, 2247 nt
Organism: Dothidotthia symphoricarpi CBS 119687
Lineage: Eukaryota; Fungi; Ascomycota; Dothideomycetes; Pleosporales; Dothidotthiaceae
Exons: 1
Coding region: 1-2247 (748 amino acids)
Source: RefSeq, a predicted model, not a curated record
AUGGCAACGGCGGUCUACUACCCUGACGAACCACUUCAGGAAGGCGAAAUUCGGCUCAUCAGGCUGUUGGCCGGAGAAUGGACCACUUCGAUACAAUGCCAUUUGUUCCGUGCCGACACUGAAACGCUGCAGUAUCGUGCACUUUCGUACGUGUGGGGAUCCCAGCGAGUAACUCGACCCGUGCUCGUCAACGGCGUGAUUUGUCAGCUCACAUUCAAUCUCGAAAGCGCGUUACGACACCUACGAGAAAAAUACAAAGACGGGCUUGUUCUCUGGGUGGAUGCACUGUGUAUUAAUCAGGAUGACGUUAAAGAGAGAACGCAACAGGUGCAGCUGAUGGGCCAAAUAUAUCAGAGCUGUCAAGAGGUCAUCGUCUACCUUGGAGACCGGCUUGAGAGUGCUGCGCGACCACCUGCAGUCAUUAGCUUCGAUCCAGAUACGCCUCCCAAACUCGAGGUGUUAGAUAUUCAUCAUAAAUUUCAUUCUCAGCGAGAGGUCAGUGUGUGCCAGGUUUUUGAAUUCCUUCACAGAUUGAGUCACGAUUACCACCUUGAUAGCACAGCUGUAUUCUCUCGCAAUGGAGAAAAAGGCAGUGACGAAUGGAACGCGAACUUCGACACCAAUCGGAUAAAACUUUUCGAAGCUCUUAGAAGACUGAUGUACCCUCCCUUCACGCCAUUCUGGAAUCGAAUAUGGGUAGUACAAGAGCUCGUAUUUGCCCCCCAGAUUAUUGUCGUUCAUGGCACUAUAUCAGCCCCGUGGAGUAUGUUUGCGAGGGCUGCAUCAAGCUACAUCAAUCACAGUCUUGCAUGCUGCUCUAGAACAGCCACACAAUUGCCUCGAGAUCAGAUGAAAGUUCUCAUCGAUUGCAGUCAUCGCAUCUUAGACAUUGAGAAGCUUCGGGAUAGAAAGGAUCUGAACUAUAAAUCGAUUACCAAAACCGAUGCCCUGCAAAGCGAUAGAGACAGAUCAUUGCUGGCAUUGCUAUGCAAAUUCCGAGAUCGAAAAGCGUCAGAUCCACGAGACAAAGUGUAUGCACUUCUCAGCAUGGUUCAAGUUCCAGAAGGAGAACCGCAUAUGGCGCCAGACUACUCACUAAGUGAAGUAGAUGUGUUUCGCAAAGCGACACUCGAAGCCAUUUAUGGGUCGAAAUCCCUUCGUGUUUUCAGUACCGAGCUCGGAAGAAAGUUCAGAGACGAUUUACCUUCAUGGGUUCCGGAUUGGGGUGCUCCCGGAGGUCAUACAUAUAGCAUACGAGCAGAAGCUGCGGAGUUGUAUGAUGCGUGUCCUGGAACAGCAGUUACUAGGGAUGUGGUCCGAGAAGAAGCUCCCUGCCAACUGUCGGUUCAAGGUGUAAGAAUUGCCAUGGUAGAGCAUGUAGAUGUGCUCAUGUUGGGGGACGAUGCAGAUGCUUGCCGAGACACACUUAGACGAUGGUGGGAUCAUGUGCCUUUCGAAGAUGGAAACUAUUUCUGGAGAAUCAUAUGCGCGGAUGUCGUUCAUGCUCGGCAUCCAGGUGUCAAGGUUCGACGAACGAUAUACGACGACGAGUUGUCCUUCAUAACCUGGGCGCAACUAUCAAAGCGAUCACCGUUUAAAGAAUCUUGCAAAGGGAGCUUUGAAAGUCAGAAGAACGACCAUAUGUGGUCGGAUGCAGCGAGGGCAUGGAGGGAAGUGCUCCUCCUUUGGCCCGAUAUGGUACGGUCAGAUUUAUUAUCUCUGUCAAGGUGGUUCUGUCGCUGUGUCAUUCCUCACAGUUACAUUGCCAACCUGCAAGAGCUCACACAACGAGUGAGGAAGUUGUUGCGUUUUACUAGCCCUUGCGUGUAUUCUGAAGACCAGCUGCUUCAUAGCUCUGGAGAUACCCGGCAGGACGCACCUUGGAAAGAGUUUCGCGGCCUAAUCUGGAACCGGCUAAUCCAAACGUAUGGUCCAGAGGUCAAGCUCGACCCCCGCCCAAGGGAGAAUCUUGUAUCGACCAUAGACCACACAAUCAUGGCGGCCACUCUUUCUCGGCGUCUAAUUCGUACCGGCAAUGGCUACAUAGGGCUUGGACCGGCGGCCACGAUGGUAGGCGAUGAAGUGUUCAUAUUGAGAGGAGGAAAAACGCCGUUUGUUCUACGUAGAUCGCGGCGAGACCUCGUAUACGAAGUCGUGGGCGAUUGUUAUAUGCAAGGACUGAUGUAUGGUGAAGGUAGAGAGGGUAUUGAACCAGAGGAUGGGUGGGAGAAUAUUGUGCUUAUAUAG